Molecule: messenger RNA, 1076 nt
Organism: Chanos chanos (milkfish)
Lineage: Eukaryota; Metazoa; Chordata; Actinopteri; Gonorynchiformes; Chanidae
Gene: chordc1a
Product: cysteine and histidine-rich domain (CHORD) containing 1a
Exons: 11
Coding region: 1-1029 (342 amino acids)
Source: RefSeq, a predicted model, not a curated record
AUGUCUCUACUGUGUUAUAAUAAAGGUUGUGGGCAACGCUUUGACCCAGACAAGAAUACUGACGAUGGCUGCACUUAUCACCCCGGUGUGCCCGUUUUCCAUGAUGCCCUGAAGGGCUGGACCUGCUGCAAAAGACGCACAACAGACUUCUCAGAUUUCCUCAGCAUUGCUGGUUGUACAAAAGGGCGUCAUUGUAACGAGAAGCCUGUGGAACCAGUGAAACCAGAGGUGAAGGUUACAGUGGAGAGGAGACCGCUUGAGGAUCUGAAGCCCAAGUUUGACGAGUACGUCAUUCAGGCUCCCAAACCGCUGGAGUCCGUCCAGAGACCCAGUGCUGAUGAGCCGAUGGUUAGACUGCAGCAGAGAGUGUCGCCAUCUCUCCGACAGGCAUUGGAGAAACUCAGACUAGCUGAGAACAACCAGUCUGGAGUCAAAGAGGAGGAGAAUGAGGAGAUUAAGAUUGGAACAGCGUGUAAAAAUGGAGGCUGUGAUAAGACUUUCGCUGGAUCAGACCACGAUCAGGAGGCCUGUUGCCAUCACCCAGGGGUCCCCAUCUUUCAUGAGGGGAUGAAGUACUGGAGCUGCUGCAGGAGAAAGACGUCCGAUUUCGACUCCUUUCUCUCUCAGGAAGGCUGCACCAAAGGACAGCACCUGUGGAAGAGGAAUGAUGCAGGGAAGAAGGUCGUACCAUGUCGGUUUGAUUGGCAUCAGACAGCUGGUCAGGUGAUGAUGUCCAUUUACGCUAAGAAUGCCGUUCCAGAACUCUGCUCUGUAGAAGCCAACAGUACCACGUUGAAUAUACGGAUCAUCUUUGAAGGGGAGAAAGAGUUCUCACAGCAAAUCAGUCUGUGGGGGGUGAUUGACGUCAGUAAGAGCCUUAUUAACAUGAUGGCUACCAAAACUGAGAUCGCCAUGAAAAAGGCAGAGCCAAUGAUGUGGGCAAGGCUGGACCUGCCCCCUCCCACGCCGCAGACAACCAAUCAGAACAAAGACAGCGCAGUGGAGAAUGGUGUAGCGGCUGACGCAUAGAGAGCUGGUUAUUCUUCACCGUCUCUCUGGAGCCCAUAUUAAACACC